Pteropus alecto (black flying fox) is the source of this 1725-nucleotide messenger RNA. RefSeq names its product glutamate rich 6B (gene ERICH6B). Lineage: Eukaryota; Metazoa; Chordata; Mammalia; Chiroptera; Pteropodidae. The record is from RefSeq and is a predicted model, not a curated record. The transcript is spliced from 10 exons. Bases 1 to 1725 code for a protein of 574 amino acids.
AUGUCUGCUGAAAACAGCCAGGCACCAGUGGGUCCAUCGCCUCUUCACUCCCCCACCACCUCCCAGCAAUCCACCCAGACCUUCUCCUCAGAGGAAGAGGAUGCUGAGGGAGAGAAGGAGAGUCCGAAGGAGGAACCUUCAUUUUCUAAAGAAGACGAGUUUCUGGGGGAGAACGGGUACCUGGAAAACUAUGCGGAGGAAGAUGAGUAUCUGCAGGAGGCACAGUUUCUCACAGCAGAGGGCUAUCUGUACGCACGCGACUAUCUGUAUAAAAACCAGUAUCUGAAGUGGAGAGAGUACUUGCAGAAGGAAGUGGGUUCGAAUGAGCAAGAUUAUUGGUAUGAAAACGAUUAUCCGGAGAGCAGAGAGAACUUGCCGAAGGAAGUAGCUUCGAAUGGGCAAGAUUAUUGGUAUGAAAACGAUUAUCCGGAGAGCACAGAGAACCUGCAGGAGGAAGUAGCUUCGAAAGAGCAAGACUAUUUGUAUGAAAACGACUAUCCGCAAAGGGAAUUGACAGCCGUAAAGCCUGGCUCUGGAGAGGGCUUGCUGGACAGCAUAGUGAACGAGCCCGCCGACGCGCUGGACAGCUUAGUGAACGAGCCUGCCGACAUGCUGGAGGUCGACGACAUCAGUGACAGCUUUUUGAAGAGCUUCUCCUAUCAGGCAGUGUUCAAAACCAUGAUCAAAGAACUGACUGCUCGCAAUGAACAGGAGGAGGAUAUCGACAUUCCCCUGAGCAGCCCCCUGGAGGGUGAGACCAGGAGGAAACUGGGGAUCCUGUUGAAGAAAAAUUUUGAAAAGUUCAAGGAAAUUAUCCUGUGGAUUAUGAAGAAACGUGAAAGCCAGCGAGUUGUAGACAUGCCUACUAUCACAUAUCACUUUGGGAGUCAAUCCUCAGACGUCGAGGAGCCCGAGAAGCAAGAAGUCAAAAAACCUCGUCACGUUGUUCGUCGUAAGAAGAAAUUAGAAAUAGAUACGGAAUGGAUCAAGGACAAGAUUGAGGUGCAUCAAGGCGACGCAAAACUAGAUCUCUACCCCAACAAGAACAUCUUCCAAAUUCUCUUUCCUGACGGAUCGGGCCAGAUAUACUACCCAUCCAGGAACCUGGCUCUGCUCAUCCUCAGCUCGGCAGAGAGCAAGUUCACGUACAUCAUUCUGGAAGACAGCAAAGAAAUGCAAAUACAGGCCCUCGUCAACAACAGCGGCCACGCCACCUUCCAUGACGAAAACAGAGAAAUCUGGUUGAGCCUGAGCCCAAACCUGGGCUACUACUUUGCCAAAGACCAAGCCCAGAAGGCCUGGAACUGGUGGAAUCUGAGCGACCACGUCCACGCGCCCCCCAUCCGGCCCAUCUCCCUCAGGAUCAACCAGUACAUCGAGGUGCAAAUCAGGACCCAGGACAAGAUCACCUUCUGCUUCACCCACCAAAAGCAGCACAUCUGCUUAAACCUGGGCACCAAGUAUAAGUUCGUGACCCCAGACAUGCUGAGCGAGAUGAAGAGCCAGGUGGCCCUGGAGGUGGACGCUGGCCCAUGGGUGCGGAAGAUCCGCGUCCUCCUGGGAAAGAUGAGCAGAGUCGUGAACUUCCUGACCAUCUCGGAGUUGGAAAACUUCCUGGAGGCCAGCGGCAUCCUCCUGAUAGACAACCCAAGCCUUAGCGAGAAGUUCAGGUCCCGGGUCGAGGCGGCCACCACCCUGGUCCCCGGCUCCUUCAGCUCCUACUGA